Guillardia theta CCMP2712 is the source of this 778-nucleotide messenger RNA. RefSeq lists its product as hypothetical. The record is from RefSeq and is a predicted model, not a curated record. Lineage: Eukaryota; Cryptophyceae; Pyrenomonadales; Geminigeraceae. The annotation marks the transcript as partial. The transcript has a single exon.
AGCAAAGGGAAUCUACCCGAUGGUGGCUGCGAUGAGCAGGAGAUGAGAAGAAAGCAUAGAUCAGAGGUGGAGAGAAGGAGAAAAGAACAGAAGAGGUGAUAGUUUCACUGGGAAGGGGAUUGAAUUUCAACACCAAUCCGUGCCAGAUUUGUGGGAAAAUAAAGCGAUUGCCUUGCAGUGGGUCGUGAUUACCAGCACAUUGAGGUGUCAGUGAAGAGCUUUCAUGGAAGAUGCAAUCACGCAGAAGCCAGAAUUAGAAUGCGUGACAAGAGAUUGUCGCAGCUUUAUCGGACCACAGACAUUUUUCGUAUCGCGAAUGAAAUUGUAAAAGAUGAAGAGGAUGACUUCCCAGCACCCAGAUUUAGUCAGAACUCACAAGCACAGAAUAGAAUUGAACGAGUGAAUUCAAAAGAAGUACUGCACACCUUGGACUUGAUCAACACUGAAGAGAGGCUUCCGCGUACCGUCGUAACAGAUCUGAUCACACCACACAGAAGUUACAUCUUCCCUAGCCAUGUACCCUUGCACCACCACCCUGUGGCAAAGAAAAGUGAAGCAAAGCCAUCAGAUACUUUCACAGCGAUCAACGAUGAGAUUUCGCGCAAGAUUUUACGGGCUGAAAGGUUGUCAAGAAGCACCAAGUUUCCUGAAAGCCGCAAGAACUAUUUGUUUGCACCCAAGACGCAUAAAAUCUCUUUGAAUGUGCAGAUUAAACCCGAAGCAGAUAUCAAAGAGGAUGAGCUCGCAGAUAAGUUCCGGAACAAGGGUAAAGUUUUUU